AUGGCCUCGGACGACCUCAAAUCCAAAGCACUCGACUCCUCCCACGACUUCUACGACCUACUAAACACCUCAUCCACCGCCUCCGCCUCUGAAAUCCGCACAGCCUACCGCAAGACAUCCCGACUAUACCACCCAGACAAAGUCGGCCCCAACAACGUCGAAGCUCGAGAAAAGUUUGAGCUCGUCCAGAUAGCAGCCGAUGUGCUCAGUGAUCCGGCGGUACGCGAACUCUACGACAAUGCGAGACGGGCACGGCAUGAGAAGAAGGAGAGGGAGGCGGCGUUUGACGGGCGGAGGAAGUGGAUGAAGGAGGAUUUGGAGCGGAGGGAGGGUGGAGCUUUGAAGAGGAAGAGGGACGAGCGCGCGGCGGAGGAUGAGUUUGAGAGGGAGUUAGGGAGGAUUGCGGAGGAUACUAGAAGGCGGCGGAGGGAGAGGGAGGGUGAGCUGAGGAGGGAAGCUGAAAGCAUGGAUGUGAAAGAAGAGAAGACGGAAGAGGUGCGAGAAGGUCAGACACCGGCCCAGCAGAGCAACAACCCGUCUGAGAUGGAUCGAUCGGUGACUUUCCGGUACCCUUCACCUUCAGAACUCGACAAAGAUGCAGUGUCGCGGCUAUGGGGGCGCUUUGGUCCCGUAGAAGUCUGUGUGUUGCGUGAGAAGAAGAUCAAGAAGGAUGGCGAGAAGCACAGACAGCUCUACACAAUCGCCAUGCUCGUAUACAAGAGCAUAGUAGGAGCACAUGCAGCAGUGAGCGAUUUCUCGAAAGUACAAGCAGCAGAUGAAAGCCACGAUUGGAAGCAAUUCGAGGCAGUAGGCUGGGCAGCUGGACAAGAACCAGACUGCAUACCGAAGACUUUCAAUAGUUCCGAUCCGACUGCACAAACCGGAACACCACUUUCCACAGCUCGAGCAGAGGCCAUAGGACUCGGCAGCCAGGGAAGUACUGCCAAGGCUGCGACCAGCAACGACCAAGGUGCGGGCUCAAAGAGAGCGCCAAGCUUUGCGAGCUUCAAAAGUACCACAGCUGGUACGCCAAAGGGUGGAGAUAGUUAUUCGCUGGACGACAUUACAAUGAUACGACUCAAAAACGCUCAGAGGCGGCGAAUGGAGGAAGCGAUAAGAAAGGAGGAGGCCGGAGGUACCACCAACGAGUGA
Recurvomyces mirabilis is the source of this 1152-nucleotide messenger RNA. RefSeq lists its product as uncharacterized. Gene Ontology annotation, biological process: spliceosomal complex disassembly. Lineage: Eukaryota; Fungi; Ascomycota; Dothideomycetes; Mycosphaerellales; Teratosphaeriaceae. The record is from RefSeq and is a predicted model, not a curated record. Gene Ontology annotation, cellular component: spliceosomal complex. Bases 1 to 1152 code for a protein of 383 amino acids. The transcript has a single exon.